AUGUAUAGUAUUUUACAGAAGUUGCACAAGAUUGCUCACCAGCUAGGGCAACUGCAGAAAGAGUACUCAUCUAUUGAGAAGAGACUGAAUCAGUUUAGAGGGAGAUUACAUGAAAUCCAGGAUGCAUUCCCUACUGAUCUCUUUAACCAGUCUCUGAUUACCGAGGAAAGAGAACUUAUUCAAGUAAUUGAAAAGUGGGAAGCUAUGAAUAAAAAGGUGUUAAGACAAAGGUCCAGGGCAACUUGGAUAAACCAUGGGGAUAAGAAUUUUAAGUACUUCUUUUCUUAUUUGAAAGCUAGGCAAGCAAGAAAUAGAAUAUCUUCCAUAUACAAUGAACAGGGGCUCAAACUAGUUGAUCCUAUACCUGUUACUGAAGAGGAUGUUCAACAGGCCUUGAAGAAUCUACCACUUGAUAAAAGUCUAGGUAUUGAUGGGUUCAAUGCUCAAUUUCUUAAAACACAUUGGGAUAUAAUAGGAAAGGAGGUCACUGAUGGUAUUAUGCAAUUUUUCUCAACUGGAAAACUCUUGAAAGGUGUUAAUAUUACAACAGUGACACUGAUUCGAAAAGUUUCUGCCCCUAGCCCUAUGAAAGAAUAUAGACAUAUAGUUGGUAGCUCCACUCUCUACAAAAUUAUAUCCAAAAUCCUUACAGCUAAGCUUAAAAAAGUUGUAGAUUACAUUGUUAGUCCUUCAUAG
Molecule: messenger RNA, 696 nt
Organism: Lycium ferocissimum
Lineage: Eukaryota; Viridiplantae; Streptophyta; Magnoliopsida; Solanales; Solanaceae
Exons: 2
Coding region: 1-696 (231 amino acids)
Source: RefSeq, a predicted model, not a curated record